CAAGAAAAAAUGGUUUUGUCUUUGAAAAUAUAUGCCAUUUAAUAGCCGAAGAAUACGGUUUCGAAAAUUAUGAACCCAUAUACAUGGAUGCGUUUUGCAUCGAGGACAGUACGAUAUAUUUAUUCGAUAAGGAAAAAUAUAAUCUCGUUAAAACUGAAGAAAACCUACUCAUGUGCUCGUAUAAUGAAGUUAAAGGUUUCCAUUCGAAAGAAUUUGCAUUUAAGGCUAUAGGUAGAGGAGAAGAAGAAAACGACGUUAUGGAUUACGAAUUCCACGGUGGUAUUGCUACACCUUACGCCAAUCAUACUGGACUAUUGAAUAAAGUACACGUUAUUACAUUGGAACAACUUGAGAUGCUGAAAGGAAAAGAUUUCUGCACCUCGAAGAAGAACAGCGAUUUUUUGAGAUUUAUGUGCGAAAACAUAGCGCAGAAAAAUCAGAUCGCGGAUUACUCAGAAAUCCAGGUGGACAACGCGUGUCAACAAAAUAUUAAAACAUUCAUAUAUUCCAGAGCAAAACGUAAAAACGUCAAUAUUAGUCCUAAUCAAGAGUUACUCUUGUGCAAUUAUAUUCGUGACAACGUAACAUUUGCAUCCAGGGCUCUGGGUAGAGGAAAAAAGGAAAAUGACGUCAUGGAAUAUACAAUGGCUGGUGAUGUUGCUCAACCUCAGGUCAAUCGACCUGGUUUGUUGAGUGAAAUUCACGUUUUGACGUUACAGCAAUACAAGUUACUUGCGGGGGAAGAAUUCUGCACUACAAGAAAGAAUGAUGCUGAGGCGUUGAAAAACCUAUGCGUGAAAGUAGCAGAUGCGAAUGACUACGAAACGUACGUGAAGAAUGAGUUGAAUGCAACAUGUUGGAAAUCUAUUUUGACACUAUUUUCUGAGGAUGAGAAACAAUUGGUACAGAUCGAAGAAAAUUUACUCCAUUGUAUAUAUAUAAAAGAAAUCAAACCAGAAACAGAAAGUGGCGAGGUAGUUUUUAAGCAUUUUGCAUCGAAGGCUUUGGGCAAAGGAAAAGGAAAUAACGAUGUAAUGGAGUACGAUUCGUCGUACUCCAAUUACUCGUAUCUAAUGACGCGCGUGACGCCUUUUUCUAAUCGAGUAGAUUUUCUCAUAGAUAAACAAGUUAAGGAGUUUCAUUUAAUAAAAUCUUUACUUUAGCUCCGUAAAAAUAAGUAUUCGCUUUUAUGUACUAUUUUCUUAAAUUA
Molecule: messenger RNA, 1210 nt
Organism: Planococcus citri (citrus mealybug)
Lineage: Eukaryota; Metazoa; Arthropoda; Insecta; Hemiptera; Pseudococcidae
Exons: 3
Coding region: 84-1163 (359 amino acids)
Source: RefSeq, a predicted model, not a curated record